Molecule: messenger RNA, 2834 nt
Organism: Trifolium pratense (red clover)
Lineage: Eukaryota; Viridiplantae; Streptophyta; Magnoliopsida; Fabales; Fabaceae
Product: formin-like protein 4
Exons: 2
Coding region: 596-2659 (687 amino acids)
Biological process (GO): actin nucleation; actin cytoskeleton organization
Molecular function (GO): actin filament binding
Source: RefSeq, a predicted model, not a curated record
AAGUUAAGUCCUUUUUUGGCAAAGAUUAUUAAUUUAAUAUUGGAAAUAAUAACUCAUACCUCACCCCAAACUGAUAAACUUUGAUACAUAUUAAAUCGAGUUUAACCCAUCAUUAUAAAACUGACUUGUAAAUUCUCAUUCUUUAUAAACUAAUUUUAUUCAUUAUCUCUUUUCGAUGUGCGACUUAAGUUUUUUUCGAUAAAAUAUGAUUAUUUCAUUUAUUUCCAUUGUUUAUUACUUCUUGGCUCUUUUCAAUUUAUGGUCUGAACAUAACUUACAAGGCAACAUUUCAAAUUAGACCAAUAUUUGGUUAAGUUUUUAAUAUAAGCUCACCAUCCAAAAUUCUAUGACCCCUUGCAUAAUUUCUUUGGGCAUCAAUUUGGAAUUGCCAUUUAAUUCCAAUUAAUUUGUGUUUCUACUCACAUCACAUGGCACCAAUAGACAACUACCUUAUUGAAUUUGUCAUCAACCAUUGUCACUACAUUCAAAAACCAUACACUAAAUAAGUUAUACACUUUGGAGUGCAAUAUUAUUCUUGUCACAUUUAUAUUCUUAAAAAAAAAAAUCUCCAUUACCCUUUUGUGAAUUAUUUUCAAUGUCAGCUAUUAUUGCAAUGGCUGUGUUUGCCACAGCUCUAGCUAUGUUACUCAUUGCAGGAAUUUUCCUUUACUUCUACCACAAAUUUGUUCUUGCUAGAUUCAAAAGUAGAAGAAACAAAGUUACUACUAGAGGUUUUGUUCAUGAGAUGAACCAUUAUGAAGAUAUAAAAAGAUUUGGUGGUAAUGUGAAAGGACUAAUUGUUGAAGAAAAUGGUGUUGAUGUUAUUUAUAUGAUGGAUAAAGAAAGUAGACAAAUGAUAUCUAGAUUUCCAAAUUGUAUGUUCAAUCCUAGUUUUGAAGAAGAUGAAGAAGAAAAAGAAAAGAUAAUAGAUGUUUUGGUUCAUAGGUCUAAAGUAUCUAAUCCUCAUGAGAUUCCAUUUGCAUGUGAAUCUCCACUUCCACUUCCACCACUACAAAAAUCUUCAUCAAUGAAUCUUGAAAAGAAGAUUCACAUGAGUUAUUAUAAUCAGCCACUACUUUCUCUUCCUCUUUCUCCUCCUCCACCACCACCUCCACCACCGGCUCCUGCAAAGAAAGAAAUUCCGAAGGCACCACUUCGUCUACCGCUACCACCUGGUCCACCUCCACUUCCAAAGUCUAAAGGUUUUAUUUCAACCAUGAAACCACCAGCAAGACCUAAAGGAAAAGCAAAUAUGAAAGAGGGUAUUGUAGGAGAGAGUUCAAGAGAUAAAAGUGGUGGCCAAACAAGGCUCAAGCCUUUACAUUGGGAUAAGGUUGCAGCUGAUGUUGAUCAUUCAACUGUGUGGGAUCAGAUCAAUGAUGGAUCUUUUAGGUUUGAUGAUGAACUCAUGGAAUCGCUCUUUGGAUAUUCAAACACCUAUCAUAGAACCCAAGAAAGAAACAGGUCUCUUUCCAGUUUGUCCAAGUCCAAUUCCAACACACAAACUCAAAUAUUCAUCCUUGAGCCAAGAAAAUCUCAAAACACUGCAAUUGUGCUGAGAUCACUAGCAGUUUCUCGGUGCGAAAUAUUGGAUGCAGUACUUGAUGGUCAAGGACUCAGUGUUGAGACACUUGAAAAACUCACUAAAAUAGCUCCCUCUCAAGAAGAAGCAUCCAAAAUUGUCCAAUUCAUUGGCAACCCAAAUAACCUUGCAGAAGCCGAGUCUUUCCUAUACUACAUCCUUAAAGCAGUUCCAACAUCAUUCAACCAUUUGAAAGCAAUGCUUUUCAGAUCGAAUUACGAUAGCGAAAUUCUUCGGCUUAAAGAACACUUACACACACUUGACUUGGGUUGCAAGGAACUGAAAACUAGUAGUCUAUUCUUGAAACUCCUUGAAGCAAUUCUCAAAACUGGUAACAGAAUGAAUGCUGGAACUUCAAGAGGUAAUGCACAAGGUUUCAACUUGAGUGCUCUUACAAAACUUUCUGAUGUAAAAAGCACAAAUGGAAAAACUAGUUUACUUCACUUCAUAGUUGAACAAGUAGUUCAUUCAGAGGGGAAAAGAAAAGCUAUCUAUGAAAAAUACAAUGAUGAAAGUGAAAAAGAAUAUAUAAUCCUUGGUUUACAAGUGCUAAGUGGUCUAAGUAAUGAAUUAUCAGAAGCAAAAAAAGCAGCUAGCAUGCACUAUAAUAGUUUCAUCACAAUGUGUUCAACUCUUAGUUCUCAUGUUAAUGAAAUUAGACACAUUAUAACAUGUUGUGGAAACACUAAAGGUGGAUUUAUCAAUGAGAUGAAAGGGUUUCUAGAGUUAUGUGAGGAAGAACUUAAGGUGGUGAAAGAGGAUCAAACAAGGAUCAUGGAACUUGUGAAGAAAACAAAUGAGUACUAUCUAGCAGGAACAUCUAAAGACAAUAUGUCUAAUCCUUUUCAUUUGUUUGUUAUUGUAAAAGAUUUUGUUGACAAGGUAGGUCAAACUUGUAUUGAACUAAAAAAGAAGGUAGAAAAGAAGAAUGUAGGAAUGGAUUCUGUAUCAACAACACCACCUUUGUCUCCAUCAAAGAAGGUGCCACUGAGAUUUCGUAGCAUUGAUUUCAAUUUUCUGUCAAAUAAGUUAGAGUUAGAGUCUACAUUUUCCAGCCAGUCAGAAGAUGACUUCUGAAGCUUGAUUUUGCAUUUGUAUCUCUUUGAUUUAUGCAAAAAGUUGGCUAUUUUAGUUCCUUCUUUAAUAAUAUACUUGUUAUGUAAAAUAUGUAACUUGGACAAACUUUAAGGUGCACAUAAAUUAUUAGUGUAUAUCCGUUGUGUUAUUGGAACAUCAAAAUAUUGACACAGUA